Molecule: messenger RNA, 3268 nt
Organism: Anguilla rostrata (American eel)
Lineage: Eukaryota; Metazoa; Chordata; Actinopteri; Anguilliformes; Anguillidae
Gene: bcl7ba
Product: BAF chromatin remodeling complex subunit BCL7B a
Exons: 7
Coding region: 88-771 (227 amino acids)
Source: RefSeq, a predicted model, not a curated record
CGCGAGGUUAAGAAACCGGAUAGCGAGACCGAUUCGGUCGGAGUGGCUGGAGGGGCAAAAUAAAACUAAUAGCUACCAAUCUAAAAAAUGUCUGGACGCUCAGUUCGAGCCGAGACCCGGAGCCGCGCGAAAGAUGACAUUAAGAAAGUGAUGGCGGCCAUUGAAAGGGUCCGCAGAUGGGAGAAGAAGUGGGUGACUGUUGGGGAUACCUCUUUGCGGAUAUUUAAAUGGGUACCUGUGGUGGACACCAAGGAGAAAGAGAAAGGCAAAGUGGGUGCUGGAACAGCAAGAGAGCGGAAAGGCUUUCCUACAGACACGGCCUCCGAAGAUGCCCGUUCAGUCCUCCUUGACUUCCAGGAUGAGAACAGCAACCAAAGCUCCCUGUCGGACAUGUACCAUCCCAAAGUGGACAGCAGCAGCAACUCCAGCCCGCAGCCCAGUGAGCCAGUUAGCCCCGCCCACACCUGUGACUUCCGCACCGACGACUCCCAGCCCCCCACGCUGGGCCAGGAGACCAUGGAAGAGCCAACAUUGCAGACAUGUGAAGUUGCUGACGAGCCACCAACACUAAUCAAAGAGGACCUGCUGCCCCUCACCGCCCAGGGGAAGUACCCGGAGUCCCUACAGGUAAGUCAUGGAAGUCCCAUGUUACUACAGAAAAGAGCUUGUGAUUCACACGAAAAAGAGGAAGAGGAAAGUUCCGGAGCCCCGCCACUAAAAAGGGUCUGCAUGGAGCAGAACUCCAUCCUGCAGGCAGCGUCUCUCAGCUAGCCCACAGCGCCAGUGGGCUCAGUCGAAGUCAGCGUGUCUCAAAAUGGCUGCAAAAGACACAUCAAGGACCAGACGUGUUCAAUGGAAGGAAUGUGUUUGCAUUUACCUGAUACAACUAGCUUGUACCAUCUUUUCCUCCUACAAAUGUUGCAUUUAUUUUAUUUUAUUAUUGUUUUAUAUUUUUGCAUAACUUACAAGAUGCCGUUUCAUCCAGGAUAUGGAUGCUAAGCCAGAAACUUAAACCAAAAAGCCAGAAACGGUCGCUGACGUCUGCUUUUGGCACCAGUGUGAACAAAUAAGUUAAACUGAAGAUGUUGAAUUGAAAUUUCUUUUUUGUUAAUUGGGAACUAUAGCUAUAUUCAAAAUAUAAUUUCAGAGUGUGCAUUGAUUUUUUGUGUAUGCAAUAUGAUGCAACAGGGCUUUGAUGUUACGGGCAGUUGUAACAAAAUAAUACAAAAAAAGCCAUGCUUGGUGUUGUAUUGUUACAUUACGCUUGGUUCGGCCUUGAAUAGAAUUUUUAUGUGGAGUCAUUGUAAAUGCAUGUAGAUUAUUUACCAUGAGUGUUGGUUGAUGGGUAUGUGAUAUUUCAAAGAUUUUCCAUGAUAAUUACUUAGAUGUGAGGAUGUUACCUUUUAUGUGAAUACACAGAUUUUCAAAGAUAUUUGAGUAUACAAAGUUAGUUUGUGGAAGUCUGUUUUUAUUAAGACACAAGACAAAGUCUAAUUGGCAAUUUCAGCAUCCCAUAAUGUUAAACCAAUCUACCUUGGGGUGCCCAUCAUCCAUAUAACCAUUAAUAUUAAGUGAUUAAAAGGCAUACAGACUUAUUCUCUGAAAGACCUAUAUUCCGUUUUACUAUUUUCAUGUAGCACAUGUAUCCAGUUAGAACCUAAAAUUUGUUUUGAAUUCUGAGAAAAUGCUUUUUUUAUUUAAAAAAUUAUACCUAGGGAAUGUUUUAAGUCUGACAUAGAAAGCUCUUCUAAAUAUGUUACCCGUGCAAGAGUGUUUGUCCAACUAUAGUAGUUUUUUGUCCUUCAGAGAACCAUUCCAGGUGCUCUUUAAUCAAAAAACAAAAACAAAAAAUGUAUCCUUAAUUAUGCUACUUGAUUAAGCAUGUAGUUCAAGCACAUGCUUUGCCAUAUCAACAGUACUGAUAGUUAAUGACUGUAAAUUCAUCAUCUGUUCAUGUAAAUGCAUAUUCCAAAGCAUUUCCUUCCGUACUAAAUGUAUGUACAUUUGUAUUUUAAAUAUGGUAAACCAGUCUGCAUGUUCAGGCUCUCACUAUGACACCAAAGCACUAGCGUGGCUUUCUCGCAAUGCAACAGCUGUGUUUCAUAAUUUCCAUGAAAUAUUCAUUUCAUCCAGGUAUAGUGUGUACACUUCACUCUGAGAUGUUGUUAUUUAAUUUGGGGGUAUUAAUAGCACUUUUAAUUUAUUAUCCAAUUUGAUAUUUAAAGAAAACCUUGCUGUAUUUUCUUGUUCUGACAAUCAGAAUUUAUUAAGUAACUGAUUUAAUAAGAGAAUUGAUUAUAAUGUGUGAAUAAAUGUAUCUUUUCAGAGUUUAUGGAAGAAUGGCUUUACAUUUUAAAAUGGGAGUAAACUGGUUGUUGAGAUACUUCUCUCUUGUAGAAAUAGUACAUCUGGCUCUAGUUUUACCCACUAUUGGGGCAGUCCAAAAAUAGCAUUACCUACUUUUGCUGACACUGGGGACUCUAAUAUUGACCAGAUAGUAAAACUGUUUUAAUGUUUACUCUCUUGUGAUGUAAUCGUGACAGUACAAUCAUUACAAACCACUCCUCAGGCCACAGCAAAUAUACAAGUUCUCCUGAACUAAAAUUUUCUAACAAGAAAACACAGCCAUCGGUUGAGACGUUAACCACUAAAAAAAGAAUUUACAACCAAACUGUAUUUGCUUGCUGAAUACUGUGUUAAAGCACAUAAAAAUCAGACCAUUUAAGCCAAAAUGUUUGAUGUUUGGAAUCAAUGCAAGAAGUGAGCAAUUGUCACAAAACAAGCAGCCGUGAAUGUAUUAUGAUUUCUAAACGUGUGAAUUUCAAACGUCUGGCAUGCGCUUUGUUAAAAUAUGGCUUUAUAUGACAUUGAAAUGUGUACCACAUGCAACAGUGAUUUGAAAUAGUGUAGGGUUGUACAUUUCUGUAUAGAGCUUUGACAUAUUUUACUGUUUAAUUUACAUAUGACUUACUCUUUCAAUGUUUAUUUUCUGUGUAUGUUCCAGAUUUUAGCAUAUUCAUGAAGCUGAUAUGCUAUUGUUUAAACCUGUUGGUUGAAAGACUAAAGUAAAAGACUCAUCACAGCCAUAUUUUAAACAGUCUUAUUGCAAAACUUGCUUUUUGUCUACAAGUUCAUUCUUUCGUUCUACCUUUCAAGAGGGACUUUUGGACAAGAGUUUGUAAAAACUAUUUUGUUGGAAGCUGAAAAAAGUAUUUUAUUGUAAAAGAGAACAACAAAGAAUUUUAUAAAAGAAUGUGGGUUUGGAUUA